UCUUUUAUUUCUUUCUCUCUCAAUUACGGUAGAAAUGACAAAUCCUAAAGGAAAGUAUAUGAAAGAGUUAAAAAAUCAAUUGUAUCAUGUAAAUAAAUUAAAUUAUUUUUAUUUGUAGUAAUUAUAAUCGUUAUAUUUUAUUUACAAAUUUAAAUUGUUUAUCUAAUGUUGAUUAAAUCGAUCGAAAAGACUGAAGAUAACGAUAUACCCGAUAUCAUAGAACAUACGAUAGUGAUUGCAUGUCUCGACAGUGUUCUAUGGUUAUUCAUUGACGACCAUUCUACACGAGGAGACGAUAUUUAAGAUAAAUAUUAUUCAACAUUUUUCAUACAAAAGAUUUAUUUUUUAUUUCAAUACUUAUAAAUAAUAAAUCAUUUCAUCCAAAGUAUAGAAAGAAAAAUAUAUAAAUAACAAACGACCAAAAAAAAUGGACACUGACGUUGAAUCUUGCUUAAAAGAUUGGAAUGACUUGGCACGAGAUUAUAAGGAGUUGGAGGUACUAAAUAGAGAAUAUCUUGCUAAAUUGGAUGAAGUUAGAGAGUUACAAGCAAAAUGUGUUAAAGGAAUUUCUCAUCAAAGAUAUAGAAUGAAUAUUAUUUCUAAAUCUUUAAAACAGCUUCAUGACAGAAGUACAAAAAUGACGUUAGAUAAAGAUAUGAUGAGAAGAGAUCAACAAUUACACGAAAUGGAACAAACUUUACCAAAACCAAAUGGUGUAUAUCUUCAAAUUAUACUAGGCAGUGUUAAUGUUUCUAUAUUGAACAAGAAUGAUAAAUUUAAAUACAAGGAUGAAUAUGAAAAAUUUAAAUUAGUAUUAUCUGUAAUUGGUUUUGUGCUAUCUGUUUUAAAUCUUUUUACUAAUGUAAGAACAUUGGAACUGAGUUUGAUGUUCCUUCUAGUCUGGUAUUAUUGCACAUUAACAAUAAGAGAAAGUAUUCUUAAAGUAAAUGGAUCUAGAAUUAAAGGCUGGUGGCGAUUUCAUCACUUUCUCUCUACUGUAGUGUCGGCUGUUUUAUUAGUGUGGCCAAAUACAGGUGCUUGGUAUGCAUUUCGUGGUCAAUUUAUCUGGUUCAAUGUAUAUAUUAGUAUAGUACAAUAUCUACAAUUUCGUUAUCAACGGGGUGUACUUUAUCGUUUAAAAGCAUUAGGUGAAAGACAUAAUAUGGAUAUUACCAUUGAAGGUUUUCAUUCUUGGAUGUGGCGUGGACUAUCGUUUCUCCUUCCAUUCCUAUUUGUUGGAUACUUUUUCCAACUUUAUAACGCUUAUAUAUUAUAUGUUUUAAUAUCACAUCCGGAAGCUACUUGGCACGUUUCGGUUCUCAGUGUUAUGUUCUUGAUAUUAUUCUUAGGAAACGUCACUACAACUGUCAUGGUCAUUCCACAAAAAUUAAGGGAACAGGUUAAGGAUCAUCUUCCCGGUGUAUUUACUAAUAAAUCUGAUCGCAGAAAGGAUAUCGUCAAGGAGGAAAUUAAAAAUGAUGAUAAAAGUGAUUAAAAAGGACAUUGAUCAAUCUAUAAUAUCGAUCAAAAACAAAUAACAGUGGUUUUGUUCAUUUAUUUAUAUAUAUAUACAUACAUAUAUAUAAAUCAAAUGAUAUUUGCAUAAUUAAAUAAUAAUUAAAUAAGUCUCGAUAAAAAAAAAAAAAAAUAGGCGAGUGCUCACAUCAUCUUAACUAAAAUUAGAUUUGUACGAAAGAAUUUCUAUUUGAUAAUAUUAUAUUUGAUCCCUCCUCCCUUCCUAUUUAGAAAAAUCAUUUUAAAUAGAUGCAUUUUGUCAUGAUUUUGUUUCCGUGAUACUUUAUACUUUAUACACUAAAUUCUAAUAUUGAAAAUAUGAUUUUUUUUAAACAAAAAACAUUAUAUAAUUAUAUAGAAUUACUUAUUCAAUAAGUAAUACAUGUAUAUUACUUCAUUUACACGCACACAAGUUCGUCAAUUUAGUAUCAAUUAUGCUUGGUAAAACUAGCAUUACUAUGAUUUAUAAAUUUCUGUGAUUAAUUAUUAUUAAUAUCAAAUUAUUUGGGACAAUUC
This is a messenger RNA of Polistes dominula (European paper wasp), 2031 nucleotides long. RefSeq names its product transmembrane protein 120 homolog. NCBI's taxonomy places the organism in Eukaryota, Metazoa, Arthropoda, Insecta, Hymenoptera, Vespidae. Gene Ontology annotation, cellular component: membrane. The record is from RefSeq and is a predicted model, not a curated record.